ACUCACCUCUUAGUGGACUCCACAGCUCUGCCAAACCUCUCUUUCUUCUCAUCUAUUUCUGUUUUUUCCUUAUCUUCAAAAUGUCCAUCCGUACUUACCGACAAUCCUAUGGGGCCGGUGGAAGCAGCAGCAGUAUGGGAGGUGAUUAUGCCUUUGGUGUUGGUCAAAACAGAAACAGACGUGGAUUCUCCUCGCAAUCUGCAGUUGUUUUUAGGUCGGCUCCGAUUGCGUCCUCAAGUGUCUCUAUGCUUAGGUCAAGCAUGGGUGGUGGUGGUGGUGGUGGUGGUGGGGCUGGUGGAAGUUAUGCAUUUGCAGCUGGAAGUGGCGGAGCUUUUGGAAGUGGUGGAGCUUUUGGGACUGGCGGAGGUUAUGGUCUGGGCGGUGGAGGUAUUAUGGUGCCCCCCAUCACAAACGUCCAAGUCAACCAGAGCCUGCUCACCCCAAUGGACAUUAAGAUCGAUCCUAGCAUCCAGGUGGUCCGUACCCAAGAGAAAGACCAGAUUAAGGGUCUGAACAACCGCUUUGCCAGCUUCAUUGAGAAGGUGCGCUUCCUGGAGCAGCAGAACAAAAUGUUGGAGACCAAAUGGAGUCUUCUGCAGGAACAGACCACUACCCGCUCCAAUAUUGAUGCCAUGUUCGAGGCCUACAUUGCUAACCUGCGCAGACAGCUGGAUGGACUCGGCAACGAGAAGAUUAAACUGGAGUCGGAGCUGAAGAACAUGCAGGGCAUGGUAGAAGACUUCAAGAACAAAUAUGAGGAUGAAAUCAAUAAGCGUGCUGCGAUGGAGAAUGAAUUCGUUCUCCUCAAGAAGGAUGUUGAUGGUGCCUACAUGAACAAACUUGAGCUUGAAGCAAGAGUCGAUGCUCUUCAGGAUGAGAUCAACUUCCUCAGAGCUGUCUACGAUGCAGAGCUGCGUGAGCUCCAGAGCCAGGUCAAGGACACUUCAGUUAUCGUGGAGAUGGACAACAGCCGUAAUCUGGACAUGGAUGCCAUCAUUGCAGAAGUGAAGGCUCAGUACGAGGACAUUGCCAACCAAAGUCGUCAAGGCACAGAAGAGUGGUAUCAACAAAAGUACAGGGACAUGGAAGCCUCUGCUGGUCAGUAUGGAGAUGACCUUCGCAGCACUAAGAACGAGAUCUCAGAACUCAACCGGAUGAUUAGCCGUCUCCAAAAUGAGAUCGACGCAGUCAAAGCACAGCGUGUCAACCUUGAGGCUCAGAUUGCUGAGGCUGAGGAGCGUGGUGAGUUGGCUGUUAGAGACGCCAAGUCCCGUAUCAAGGAUUUGGAAGAUGCCCUACAGAGAGCCAAGCAAGACAUGGCCCGCCAAGUUCGGGAGUACACAGAACUCAUGAACCUCAAACUGACUCUUGACAUUGAGAUUGCUACCUACAGGAAACUGCUGGAGGGAGAAGAGGAAAGGCUUGGCAGUGCAAGUGCAACUGUCCAUAUUCAGUCCUCAGGAUCCAUGGGCGGCUCUGGUGGUGGUGCAGGGAGCGGAAUGGGAAUGGGAAUGGGCAUGGGUGGCAUGGCCAUGGGUGGAGGCAUAGGCAUGAGUGGUGGCUAUGGCACCCUGAGCCGCAUGAGCAUCGGCGGCGGCGGCAGCGGCGGCGGAGUUAGCAGCAGUACCAUGAUGACAACAAGAACCAACCUCAGCUCUCGCCGCUGAUCACUCCCCUCCUGGGCCUAUUAAGUCUCUUUCUGUCCAUCAGAGGAAAAAAAAAAGUUCUUUCACAUAUUAAUGCAUUUACUGUUCUCUAUACUUCUACGGUUCUUUGUUUCGAGCAGCAUACACACUCAGAGAGUCAGUGGUUCCAUCAAAGCCCAAGCAACGGCAGAGCCAUUGUGAGAGCUCCAACAAAUAAUAGAGCAACCAAAUGAGUCAGUCCUCUCGUGUGCUCAUGGCUGUCUUUGAGUUGCGAGACAUGCUGUCCUUUAGACAUGCGCAUACUUGUAGUCACGUGACAGAAAAUCCCUGCAAUGCAACUACUCAGCGCACGCUAACGUGUUAGGCACAGGAGGGGUACAGGAGUCUUAGAAUCACAACAAAGAAUGGAAUAACCUGGUCCUCUUUUCUGCAGUCUUUCAUCUCCUUAGCGUGUACGAAGCAGCCACACACCAUAAAUCACAUUUACACAAUUUCUGACAUCUGCGUGUUCGACAGAGAGAGUAAACUUGACACUAAUGUGUUCACUUCGCAUCCCUUUUUCUUUCAUCUGAAUGGAAGACAAACCAAUUUGAAGGUGACAACCAAGUUGUCUCCACAAAGCCUGAAAUAAAGCUGAGUUAA
Corythoichthys intestinalis (scribbled pipefish) is the source of this 2288-nucleotide messenger RNA. Its product is annotated as keratin, type II cytoskeletal 8-like. The transcript is spliced from 9 exons. Bases 81 to 1667 code for a protein of 528 amino acids. The record is from RefSeq and is a predicted model, not a curated record. Gene Ontology annotation, biological process: keratinization; intermediate filament organization. Gene Ontology annotation, molecular function: structural constituent of skin epidermis. Gene Ontology annotation, cellular component: keratin filament. Lineage: Eukaryota; Metazoa; Chordata; Actinopteri; Syngnathiformes; Syngnathidae.